AUGGAGUUCCAGCGGAAGCAAAGCUACUUGGAAAUGCCAAUUGAAGUUGGUGUGAGGCUGCGGCCCGUGCUGGAGACGGACGACCCGCCGUCGGACGAGCGGGUCGAGCUGCUGCCCGGCGGCCAGGUCACGGUCGAGGGCCAUCUGUUCGAGCCGACCUUCUGCCUGCCGGCGUCCGUCAGCCAGCAGGACCUCUACUUGGCCGCCAUCGAGCCACAAGUCGAGAUGAUGCUCCAAGGCUACAACGUGGCAGUGGUGGCGUUUGGCCAGACGGGCUCGGGCAAGACCUACACCCUGGUCGGCCCGGACGCCACGUUCGCCAUGACCGAGGCCGAGUUCGGCAUCCUGCCGCGCGCCGUGCGCCACGUGUUCGCCGCUCUGAAGCAGACGGCAGACGAGGCGGUCGAGCACGCCUGCACCGUGCGCGCCAGUUACUUGGAGGUGGGCCAGGAGGAGGUCCGCGACCUGCUCAACUACGAGGCCGUCAGCUACCACCUGGACGUGCAGUUCGACUCGCAGGGCUCGCCGGUGGUGCCAGAACUGACGCGGCUGGAGUGUUCGUCGGUGGCUGAGGUGCUGCACUGCCUCGAGUCCGGCUCCUCGAUGCGCCAGGCCGGCUCCACGGCCGCCAGUGACCUGCAGGCGCACACCGUCUUCACCGUGUGCGUCGACCAGGAGUGGGCCGACGGCCCGCUGCUGCACGAGACGUCUUCGGCGCUGCACUUUGUCGAGCUGUCGGGCUCGGAGCUGCAGCCAGCGCUCGACGACCCGGACGACUUCACCAUCAACGCCGGCCUGCUGGCGCUGGCCGAUGUGACGGAGGCGCUCGCCCGCCGCCGUCGGACGUGA
Pollicipes pollicipes is the source of this 849-nucleotide messenger RNA. Its product is annotated as kinesin-like protein KIF27. Gene Ontology annotation, cellular component: microtubule associated complex. Gene Ontology annotation, biological process: microtubule-based movement; mitotic spindle organization; spindle elongation. Bases 1 to 849 code for a protein of 282 amino acids. The transcript has 7 exons. The record is from RefSeq and is a predicted model, not a curated record. Gene Ontology annotation, molecular function: microtubule motor activity; microtubule binding; ATP binding. Lineage: Eukaryota; Metazoa; Arthropoda; Thecostraca; Pollicipedomorpha; Pollicipedidae.